Molecule: messenger RNA, 1160 nt
Organism: Aphanomyces invadans
Lineage: Eukaryota; Oomycota; Saprolegniomycetes; Saprolegniales; Verrucalvaceae
Exons: 1
Coding region: 351-809 (152 amino acids)
Source: RefSeq, a predicted model, not a curated record
CUAGAAUCGCGCGACACUCAUUGAUGCAAUCGACGACCUCUUGUCACUGGGCAUGCCGCGAAUACUCGAGAUGGGACGAUUCUCAGAAGGGCGUUCGCCCACCGACAGCAUGUCAGAAACCUCCAAGCCACUCGCGCAAACGAGUUGGUGAAGCGUUGGGAACUGCGAGCAUCGUUUGCGAACGGCUCGGACACUCGGUGUUUGAAACCUGACUCAACCACGCAAAACACAGGGUUUGGUAAACUCCCACUGGUUGAAGUGCAUGUCAAGCGGCACGCCGACGACGUCAGAGCUCCAGCCAACGCUGCACGACUCGACGGGGCUACCUGCCAUGGUCGAGGGAGCUUCAGAUGCGUCAACCAGGAUGGACCUCCUCGACCCUCAAACGACAAACCACAUCGUGGUUACGUAUCCGGAUCCAAAAUUAUCCGAAGGAUUUCGAACCUGUGUCGAAGGAAGCGAGGGCCGCAGGAGAUUCUUCAAGCAUUCAUCUGCGAUGGCAUGCACAUUGCCGCUUGCAUGGCCCCUGUUGGCAUAGAUCCACGUCGAGCUUUAUGCAGCAGUAUGGCACAAAGACGAUGUAUUUGCACAACGAGUCGUGGCACGUUCGACGUGUAGAGGACGUCGACUUGGCCACCCAAAUCGCCAUCACAGCCCGCAACUGUCAUGGACGCCGAGUUGUUCUGGCUGGCUGUUGGAGAUCAGAAUGUUUCAACUCGUCGCCGCAUUUCAUUGGUCGUGUCAAUUUGACAGUCCAGACGACGGAUCGUGUGGUCCCAUCUCGUCACUGGUCCAGAUCCGUAACAUGACGCUGGCCCGCGUCGUCGUAUCUGCCGCUUCCUUCGCGCUAAUGCAUGCCGCGUGCCCGACACAGUACUCGUCGUACAAGGCCGUCGUCACGGUGUCCCAGUGCACGUCCAAGGACGUUGCGAUGUGCAUUGUGGACGGCCAGUGCAACGAAAUUCCACCCGCCGACGGAGCCACGUUUUCGUUCGACGGCCAGAACGUUCGUGUGGGCCAACCGUUCGACGGGUUGAUUGCCGAACUGCCGGCCACCGCCGUCUCGGGCGAUUUCACGUAUUCCUCCGUGGACGUUGGCGACUUGUCUCGUAACUCCCAGUUGAAAUCGCUGUAUGAAUCGCUCCUGUGGCCUGUUCGAU